AUGUUCACAAUCAAUGGCUCAGUCUUCAUGCCCCCUGUACUAACACUAAUUGGAAUCCCUGGCCUGGAGUCAGUACAGUGUUGGAUUGGGAUUCCAUUUUCUGUCAUGUACAUCAUUGCUGUGGUUGGGAAUUCCAUCAUCAUAGCUUUAAUCAAAUGUGAAAGCAGCCUCCAUAAACCCAUGUACAUAUUCUUGGCUAUGUUGGGGGCCACCGAUGUGGUCCUUAGCACUUGUAUUCUUCCCACAAUGCUAGGCAUUUUCUGGUUUCAUUUGCCAGAAAUUUAUUUUGAAGCCUGUCUUCUGCAAAUGUGGUUUAUUCAUUCAUUUCAGGCCAUUGAAUCCGGUGUCCUACUUGCAAUGGCCCUGGACCGUUACGUGGCCAUUUGUGACCCAUUGAGACAUUCCACCAUCUUCUCACAACAGCUACUGACUCAAAUAGGAGUUGGGGUGGCACUCAGGGCUGUCGUUCUUAUAGUGCCAUGCAUAGUGCUCAUCAAAUGUCGUCUUACACUGUACAAAACUACAAUUAUCUCUCACUCUUACUGUGAGCAUAUGGCCCUUGUGAAGCUUGCUGUGGAAGAUAUUCGAGUCAAUAAGAUGUAUGGCUUAUUUGUUGCCUUCAGCAUCCUAGGCUUUGACAUCAUCUUCAUCACCUUAUCCUACGUUCAGAUCUUCAUCACUGUCUUUCAACUGCCCCAGAAGGAGGCAAGACUCAAAGCCUUCAAUACAUGCAUUGCCCACAUUUGUGUCUUCCUUCAGUUCUACCUUCUUGCGUUCUUUUCUUUCUUCACGCAUCGGUUUGGUUCUCACAUACCACCUUAUGUUCACAUUCUUUUGUCAAACCUUUACCUGUUAGUCCCACCAUUUCUCAACCCUAUAGUGUAUGGGAUGAAGACAAAAGAAAUUCGUGACCAUGUCCUGAAAAUGUUUUCCUCGAAAAGCACUUCUGGAUAA
Molecule: messenger RNA, 954 nt
Organism: Echinops telfairi (small Madagascar hedgehog)
Lineage: Eukaryota; Metazoa; Chordata; Mammalia; Afrosoricida; Tenrecidae
Product: olfactory receptor 52A5-like
Exons: 1
Coding region: 1-954 (317 amino acids)
Biological process (GO): G protein-coupled receptor signaling pathway
Cellular component (GO): membrane
Molecular function (GO): G protein-coupled receptor activity; olfactory receptor activity
Source: RefSeq, a predicted model, not a curated record